CAUAUCCGGUUCGUUUUAGAAACAGCAGCUCGUGUUAAGGCCGGACUGGGGGCGAGGGAUCGGGGAAAGCAGUCGCCCUAAUGCAGAUGGAGGAAGAUCUGCAAACCCUUCUCCAAGAUCUGGAAGCCCUCAAAGCAUGCAUCUCCAAUCCCAGUCGCGUCGAUUCCGUCGAUCAGAUUAAAGAACGAGUUGUUCAGGUUAUGAACUUGAAAAAAGCUGGCAUGGCUAAGCGAUCCAAAGUGAAGGACAUGAGCGCUGAGGUUAUCGAUAACAACCCAUACAGUAGGCUGAUGGCGCUUCAACGUAUGGGUAUUGUAGUGAACUACGAAAGAAUACGAGAAUUCUCUGUUGCAAUAGUAGGCAUAGGUGGUGUAGGCAGUGUUGCUGCAGAGAUGCUCACUAGAUGUGGGAUUGGUCGCCUAUUGUUAUAUGACUAUGACACUGUUGAGUUGGCUAACAUGAACAGGCUAUUCUUUCGUCCUGAUCAGGUAGGCAUGACCAAGACUGAUGCUGCUGUUCAAACCCUUGAAGAAAUCAAUCCUGAUGUUGUGUUGGAGAGCUAUUCAUUGAACAUCACAACAGUGGAAGGUUUUGGAGUUUUUAUGGAGAGCCUUAAAAGAGAAGUUUCGCUGAGAAGUAAACAGAAGAGUAGGGUUGAUCUUGUUUUGAGCUGUGUUGACAACUACGAGGCUCGUAUGGUUGUGAAUCAGGCAUGCAAUGAAUUGCGACAGACAUGGAUGGAAUCUGGUGUAUCUGAAGAUGCUGUUUCAGGUCAUAUACAAUUGCUGGUUCCUGGAGAAACUGCUUGUUUUGCUUGUGCUCCUCCUUUGGUUGUAGCAUCUGGAGUGGAUGAGCGAACGCUUAAGCGUGAAGGUGUAUGUGCUGCAUCCUUACCAACAACUAUGGGGGUUGUGGCUGGUCUCCUUGUUCAGAAUGCACUGAAAUACCUGUUGAAAUUUGGGAAUGUUUCACCUUAUUUGGGAUAUAAUUCACUUAAAGAUUUUUUUCCUACCAUGGAAAUGAGACCGAAUCCACAAUGUUCCAAUGGAGCCUGCAUUGAGCGACAGGAGGAGUAUCUUCAAGCAAAACCAGCUAGAGAAGCCGCUGCAAAAGCAAAGCUAGAAGCUGAAUCUUCUGAAAAUGAUGGCCCGCUCCAUGUUGAUAAUGAGUGGAAUAUAAGUGUGGUUGAUGAUAAGGAGAUUGAAACCAUAAAUGCAUCUUCUUCAUCAGCUGCUCUACCGGAGGGCCUCAUUCAUGAACUCCCUGUUGCUGAAAUAGAUCCUGGUGCAGUAGAAACAAAAGAAAUCGAGGAUGAUCUUAUGGAACUACAACGACAGCUCGAUGCUCUCAACGCAUCUUGAUGUUUUCAGUGACGUCCAUCUUAGUGUUUUUUCCCUUCUAUAAACUAAGCUUUAACUUACUGGAACUUGUUCCCCAUGCCAUCUGGAGUUCACAGGGAGACAAGGUUGUCUAGUUGAGGAAGGUUUGUUAAGACUGUCGAACCUGUUUGAUUUAAGAUUUUCUUGUUGGUAGAACAGGUCUGUGUGUUGUUCGAAGCCUCCUUUGUAGAAGAUGAAAUAGAGAAAGAUUUUCUUGAGGAA
Molecule: messenger RNA, 1601 nt
Organism: Zingiber officinale
Lineage: Eukaryota; Viridiplantae; Streptophyta; Magnoliopsida; Zingiberales; Zingiberaceae
Product: ubiquitin-like modifier-activating enzyme 5
Exons: 14
Coding region: 81-1361 (426 amino acids)
Biological process (GO): protein ufmylation
Cellular component (GO): cytoplasm; cytosol
Molecular function (GO): UFM1 activating enzyme activity
Source: RefSeq, a predicted model, not a curated record